Salmo salar (Atlantic salmon) is the source of this 900-nucleotide messenger RNA. NCBI's taxonomy places the organism in Eukaryota, Metazoa, Chordata, Actinopteri, Salmoniformes, Salmonidae. The record is from RefSeq and is a predicted model, not a curated record.
ACUCUACAGACACGCAGAGAGACAGAACCAGAGGACUCUACAGACACGCAGAGAGACAGAACCAGAGGACUCUACAGACACGCAGAGAGACAGAACCAGAGGACUCUACAGACACACAGAAGCUGCAGCCCACCAGAUCUGGCCUCAGGAUGGACCAUGUCAUUAGGUUUGAAGGGAUUCCCAUGUCUAAGUCCAUGAGAGGGAUGUGUAAAGAGGAGGACUACGCGUUCCUGGGAGAGAAGGAGAAAAGGCCCAAGGAGACAGAAACGCUGGGAGAAGACUGGAAGGAAGACAAAGUGGAGAGGGUGUGGCGGCGUCGGGAGCGAGCGCAGCAGGAGGAGGAAAGACUCAGAGAACUGGAGGAGAGUAAGAAGGACUUCCAGAGGAGUGUGCUAGAAGAGGAGAUGUCCCUCCAGACAGACUCUGAGUCCAGCCAAGCCCUGGACCAGCUGCUUACCAGGAUCUAGACAACAUAGAUCUGCAGGAAAGACCCACUUCACAACCAACCUGUCCCUUCUAAUCAGUAUAGAUCUAUAGUCAUCUCUCUCCACUAACACCUGUCUGCUGUUCAGUCUACAGAGUGAUCUAGUCUGUAUAGAUCUAUAGUCAUCUCUCUCCACUAACACCUGUCUGCUGUUCAGUCUACAGAGUGAUCUAGUCUGUAUAGAUCUAUAGUCAUCUCUCUCCAGCUGUCUGCUGUUCAGUCUACAGAGUGAUCUAGUCUGUAUAGAUCUAUAGUCAUCUCUCUCCACUAACACCUGUCUGCUGUUCAGUCUACAGAGUGAUCUAGUCUGUAUAGAUCUAUAGUCAUCUCUCUCCAGCUGUCUGCUGUUCAGUCUACAGAGUGAUCUAGUCUGUAUAGAUCUAUAGUCAUCUCUCUCCAGCUGUCUGCUGUUCAGU